This is a messenger RNA of Cryptococcus amylolentus CBS 6039, 4959 nucleotides long. RefSeq lists its product as hypothetical. Gene Ontology annotation, biological process: transmembrane transport. The coding region runs from base 79 to 4959 and encodes 1626 amino acids. Gene Ontology annotation, cellular component: fungal-type vacuole; membrane. Gene Ontology annotation, molecular function: ABC-type peptide transporter activity; ATP binding; ATP hydrolysis activity. Lineage: Eukaryota; Fungi; Basidiomycota; Tremellomycetes; Tremellales; Cryptococcaceae. The record is from RefSeq and is a predicted model, not a curated record. The transcript has 18 exons.
AAACGAGUUAUCGACGGUCUAUUAGUCUCUGUCUAUCCUCUCAGCAUCCUCGUUAGUGCAUAGCCUGUGUAUAGUAUCAUGGCCCCGGAGAGCGCACAAGCUACUUUUGCGGCAGUGCCAUCGUCCCUCGUCGAUAUUGCAAAGAACAAAACUCACCCUCCUCCGCUCCUGUUCCGACACAGUCUUUUCCUAUUCCCCUGCUUCGCCAUCCUAUCAAUAAUUAUCCUCUUCAUCUCCUGGUCUAUACCCAAGCUAUACCGCUACGUCUCCAAAAAAUUCGGCAAGGGAUACCAACCUAUCCUUGCCCACGACGAUGAGCUUGAUGUGGACACUGUCGCUGUCGAGAUACCUGAAACUGUUCCCCAGAUGCCUUCUGGGGGUUUGCUCUCAGACUUGAAGAACCACGUGAGGUCGAUGAAGGAGUACGGCUCGGUGCUGUUUGCGCUCGAGAUCUUUCGGACGCUGAGCUUGUGUGCGUUGUUCGGCCUAAGCGUCUAUGCUACCAUCCAAGCCGAAUCUCCCCAAGAGCCCGGUCUGGAAGGAGGCAUGGUAGGGUCACUAAAGAGGAAGAAGAAAGGCAACCAUCACCACACCGUUGACGACUAUUCAAGCCUCGAGUGGGGAGAAUUCGGUGUCUCUGGCCUCUACCUCUACUCCCUCGCGCUUUCUUUCCUCCUUCUCACCCUUCGACCUGGAACACCCCUUCGCCGACAUCUCAUAGCGCACUUGGACGUGCUGCUGUGCCUGGCUUUCGGAGUGUAUGCGUAUAGGGAUAUCUGGCCGCUCUUGACAUUCCAUCUCGAGCCGGCUGAUAUCCACAAUGCCAUCACCUGGUCCCGCGUGGUCAUACUCUCAUUUGCGGCUGUGGUGAUACCCCUCAUCCGACCGAGAACGUAUACCCCAGUGGACCCCUCGAACCCCACACCGUUGAAUGAGGUGCAUCCGGAGCAGACGGCGCCUCUGCUUUCCUAUCUGCUUUUCGACUAUAUGACCAGCUUGGUAUGGAAGGCUUGGAAGACACCUGCUUUGCCUUAUGAUGAUCUUCAUCCUCUGGCAGACUAUGAUCGAGCUUCGUACCUCUACAAAACCUCUAUGGCAACCCUCGACCCCGUCAAACGCCGGGCUCAAGGCCUCAAAGACCGCGGACUCGUCCUCAGUCUCGUCUCCGUCUUCCGCCGCGAAGUCAUGAUCACCUGCGCCCUCUCCGCUUUCUCUGGCGCUUUCGAACUCUCUUCUUCGGUCGGUAUCAACCAACUUCUCGAUUAUCUCGAGACUGAUGGAAAGGGACACAAUGUCCGCCCCAUCGUCUGGGUCGUCUUUCUGUUCAUGGGUCCUACGCUGAGCUCGUUGUUCAUGGAGCUCUACAUCUUCACCGCGACUAGAUGCUUGGUCAGGGCGGAAGCGCUUUUGACGCAAUUGCUGUUUGACCAUUCGCUGAGAUUGAGAAUGAAGGAUCAGGUGGACGAUGAAAAGGAGGAGGAAGAGGAGGUCAAGGAGAGCGCUGGACCGCUUAUCACUGUGGAAGAGGUCGACCAUGCUCCCGACGCUCCUCGAGGUCUUAUUGCCGCCGAGGCUGAGACUGCUACUCCCGCAGAGUCCGGGACUGGAAAAGACAAGACAGACAGGAAAGCUGCUGCCGACGCUGAAGCAAAGAAGAGCAAGGGUCAAGGGCUGGCGGGCAAGAUCAACGUCCUGAUGGCUGCCGAUAUCGAAGCUGUUGGCGAAGGACGUGACCUCGCUUUGAUCUUUGUGUACACCCCUGUGCAGUUCGCGCUGUGCGUUGUCUUGCUCUAUAAAAUCCUGAGCUGGAGUUCUCUCGUCGGUAUGCUCACCAUGUUCAUCACCCUGCCCCUUCCUGGUCUCCUCACAAAGUACAAUGCCGAGUACCAGCAACAGCGAAUGCUUGCCACCGACUCUCGUGUGGACUCGAUUACCGAGUCUAUCAAUGCGCUCAGGAUCAUCAAGAUGUUUGGCUGGGAAGGGAGGAUCAAGGAGAGAGUUGCUGCAAAGCGAGAGGACGAGCUACAUCUCAUCUGGAAGAGGAGAUUGAUGAACCUGGCGAUCAUCUUGCUCAAUACACUUCUGCCUGUUUUGACUAUGGCCGUCACUUUUGCCGUCUAUACUCUGAUUGAAAAGGAAGAGCUCACUGCUUCCAAGGUCUUUACCAGUAUGACUGUAUUUGAAAUCAUCAAGGGACACACUGGAAUGUGCUUCUGGCUGAUCAACGAGAGUGUUACCGCUUGGGUCUCUGUCCAGCGACUGGACAAGUUCCUGCACGAGAGCGAAAUGAUUGACGAGUACUCUCAAGGCACGAUGACAAACAUUGUCACUCAACCUCAGCUCCAAGCGCAAGAAGAAGGCCUCAUCCGACUCGUCGAUGCGACUUUCUCCUGGGAAAGCCAAACAGAAAAGAUCAACGAUGAGACGUUCAAGCUCCGCAUCGAAGACGCUACCUUCACCAAAGGCAAGGUCAACUUGAUCACUGGUCCGACUGGGAGCGGAAAGAGUUCCUUGCUCAAGUCUCUUAUCGGUGAACUCCAUUUCCACCAAAGAGACGGGGCAUUCUACAAUCUCCCUCGUGAAGGUGGAGUCUCUUAUGCUGCCCAAGAAAGCUGGUGUUCAUCAGAUUCUGUCCGGGACAAUAUCCUCUUUGGCUCGCCAUUUGACCAGUCCCGUUAUGAGAAGGUCGUGAGGGCGUGUGGAUUGGAGACGGACAUGAAGCUGUUUGAGGACGGGGAUGAAACUGAGGUCGGAGAGAAGGGAAUCACUUUGAGUGGAGGGCAAAAGGCGAGAAUCACGUUGGCGAGAGCCAUCUACAGCAAGUCGGCUGUGGUACUUCUUGAUGACAUCUUCUCGGCUUUGGACACUCUCACUUCCAGGUGGAUCAUCGACCAUCUCUUCAAGGGUGACUUGGUGAAAGACCGUACCAUCUUGCUCGUUACCCACCACCUGCACCUGGUCGCUCCCGUCGCUGAUUUCAUCAUCACUUUGAACGAAAAUGGCACUGUCCAAAGCCAAGGUCCUGUCAACGAGAAUGCCCUCCCCGAGGAGGACGAGCCCGAGACCGAAACCGCUCCUCCCGCUGAAGAAGUCAAGAACCCAGGCGAAGCCCAAAAGACGGCCGAAAAGAAGGCCGCUUCCAAGCUGGUCAAGGAUGAAGAGAAGAGCGAGGGGCGUAUCUCCAAGCACGCGUUCAUCACAUUCUUCCGCAUGUUUGGCGGCCCUAUCUUCUGGCUGACCUACUUUGGUCUCCUCUUUGGCGGCCAGGCGAUGUCCUCUUUCCAAACCUACUGGCUCGGCCGCUGGGCCCGAGCGUACGACGAAUCCUCAGACGCCAACCUCGUCUCCGUCUCCUACUACCUCGGCCUCUACUUUGUCUUUGUCCUCAUCGGUGUGGUCAUGGGUGGCGCCUCUGCCAUCUUGUUCUACUUGGGUUGCACGAAGGCCGCAAGGGAGAUGCAUAGGCGUCUUGUGGACUCUAUCUUUGGGGCCUAUAUGAGGUUUAUGGAUACGACGCCGGUGGGGAGGAUCAUCAGUCGAUUCACGAAGGAUAUCAAGUCGAUCGAUGGACCUUUUACUGAAACGUUUGAUACCGUGGCCGAUGUCACUGCCGGUCUUAUACUCAAGAUCGCAGUCGUCGUCUCCCUUGUCCCCCUCUUCUCCAUCCCCGCCGUCAUCAUCGGUGCCCUCGGGGGCAUCAUGGGAGAAAUGUACAUCCACGGACAACUCAGUGUCAAGCGUGAAAUGUCCAAUGCCAAGAGUCCCCUCUUCUCCCACUUUUCUGCCGCCUUCAAUGGUAUCGUUUCCAUCCGAGCUUAUGGGGCGGAAGAGCAGAUGAGGCUGGAGGCUCAGAGACGGGCAGACAAGUAUUCGAGGGCUGCUACUUGCGUAAUAAUAUUUCUGCGGAUACUGAUUGUUCUUAGCUACAAUCUCAACCGAUGGGUCACGAUCCGACUCAACAUGCUGGGUGGUCUCUUUGCUGCUGCUCUCGGUGCCUUCUUGGUAUACGGAGCGAAGCUUGACGCUUCCACCUCUGGUUUCGCCUUGUCUCAAGCAAUCUCCUUCUCCUCUAUGAUCCUUUGGUGGGUCAGGAUGGUGAACGAGAUGGAAGUGCAGGGCAACUCUGUCGAACGUAUCCAAGACUACCUCGUCAUCCCUCAAGAACCAGUCCAUGACGACCGCAAACAACCUUCUGCCGCCUGGCCGACAUCCGGCGAAAUUGUCCUCGACGGGCUUUCCGCCAGAUACUCUGACGAUGGUCCCACCGUCCUUGACAACCUGAAGCUGUCUAUCAAGAGUGGCGAGAAGGUUGGAAUUGUCGGAAGGACGGGGAGUGGAAAGUCUACGCUGGCGCUGGCGUUGUUGAAGAUGCUCCCGACGAGUGGAAAAGUCUUGAUCGAUGGUAUCGAUACGGGCAAGAUCAAUCUGCAUGCUCUGAGGUCUAAUGUGACCAUCAUCCCGCAAGACCCCAUCCUUCUUUCUGGAAGCCUCCGAUUCAACCUCGAUCCUUUCGGCGAGCACGACGAUGCCGAGCUCAACGAUGCCCUCCAAGCUUCUGGCCUGGGGGCUACCCGUCAGCGAGGCGGCUCUGGAAGCAUUACCCCCCAGCGCUUGAGCUUGGACACACAUAUCGCCGCGGGCGGUGGCAACUUGAGUCAAGGGCAGAGGCAGUUGGUGGCUCUCGCGAGGGCGCUGGUGAGGAACAGCAAGGCAACUGCUUCUGUCGACUUUGAUACGGAUGCUCUCAUCCAACAGUCGAUCCGAAACCUUCCAUCUUCCUGCACCGUGCUCACUGUGGCGCAUCGGCUUUCUACGGUGAUGGACUAUGACAAGAUUAUGGUUCUUGGCGCUGGCAAGUUGCUAGAGUAUGAUUCGCCAGAGGUGUUGCAGUCGAGGAAGGGUAGCUAUUUCGCCAAACUGGUGCAGGCUAUGGAAGGUGCCGGCGGCGGCAGCUCAUAG